Penicillium soppii is the source of this 849-nucleotide messenger RNA. Its product is annotated as oxygenase MpaB family protein. NCBI's taxonomy places the organism in Eukaryota, Fungi, Ascomycota, Eurotiomycetes, Eurotiales, Aspergillaceae. The coding region runs from base 1 to 849 and encodes 282 amino acids. The record is from RefSeq and is a predicted model, not a curated record. Gene Ontology annotation, molecular function: oxidoreductase activity. The transcript has 2 exons.
AUGAAUGAGGGACAAAUCAACCCUGCGCAGAGAGUAAUACAUAUCAGAUCCGAACAAGCGCCAACAGAAACACAGAAAGAGAACAUGAACGAUGAUGCCAUGCAUUUCAAUGAAUCUGAUGCCCCUGAGCUACAAAAGAUUCGUCAGGUAGUCCAAGAAGCCAUCAUACUCGCUGGUAGUGCGACUGCUGUCUUAUUGCAAGUAGCUGAACCUGGCGUUGCCAAAGGGGUUGAUCGACACAGCAAUUUUGCACAUCGACCAUUGAACCGCCUUCGUACCAGCGUGACAUACAUCUACUGCAUGACAUUUGGCACCCCAGAGGAGAAAAAGUCUAUCAUAGAGUUGGUCCAUCGUGCUCAUGCUACAGUAAAAGGACGGAGUUACUCUGCCGAUGAUCCAAAGCUCCAAUUAUGGGUGGCUGCAACGCUCUAUGCAGUGAGCAUCGAGCUUUAUCAGCAGGUCUUCGGCUUCAUGGACGACAUGACCGCCGAGACAACCUAUAAAGAGUACUGGAUACUUGCAGAAUCUCUUCGUGUCCCUUUGGGAAUGUGCCCGCUGAUAAUUACUGAUCACGCCAGGAGUGUUGCUCAAGACCUCCUUUACAAUACCAAAGCCCCCCUUCAAAUCCGUGUUGUCCUCCCUCUGGUACGCCUGGCAACUGUCCAGAUGCUACCUGCGAGGAUUCGCGAAGCCUACGGGCUGAAAUCAAAUAAGCUUCGAAGGGGUGCAUAUCGAGUCAUUGUGGUGCUCACUAAAUUUAUUUAUCCUUAUCUUCCUGAGACUAUGCGUACUUACCCCAUGCGUUACUACUUGGGGGAAAUGCGGCAGCGCCUUCAGAAGGAGGUUUAA